AAAAUUAUUCGAAAUUAGAGAAAUUGAUACCUCGUGUUCGUCAAUGGAUGAAGCCAGACGGAAACAUUUUUCACGGUUUGGGUAAACGGUGCGCGGCGUGCAAGCGCCGAGAGCCACCCCUGUUCGGGGGUGGCGGAACUACAGGGUGGCCAAGAGCCACAGUUGGUUGCGGGCUGUCGUCCUGAGCACAUUACGCGUCUUCGACCUCCGCCACGCGACCUCGUGCAUCAUCCCCCGCGCGUUGCGAUUGCGUGAUCAAACAGUCGCCAAACCCUCGAGGAACCAUUUGUCGAGCCUCCCCCUCCCCCCUCCCCCUCUGUUGUGCUUCCGUAUUCGAGUGAGUGCGUGGGACACGUGUGUACGUGCGUGUACGUACGCGCGCGUGAUUGCACGUACGUGAAAAUCGACCUCUCGAGUUCUUUCCUCUCUCUUCCUUCCUUCCUUCCCUUUUCUCUUCCGGUCUUCAACUUUUUCAACUCGGCAACACAAGGGGGAGGAAAAUUAAUCUCGAUUACUAAACACGAUCGUCUCGUUUGCACUGGAUUUUUAAGUGGGAUCUACGGCGUGCGUUUUCUGAAAGAAAAAGAAACUGAUCGAAGGAUCUUUCACGAAUUAGUUUCCCCUCCCCAGAAUCGAAAGGAAAGAAAUACCCGAAAUCCUCACCUGAUCGAACUCGAUUUCUGGAUUCAUCGCCAAGGAUUUUUUUUUACUUUGAUCGGUGCCUUUGGAAAGAAAGAGAGGGCGGGGAAAGAAAAGGAAGAGAGGGAAAAUUGAAUCGCCGCGUUUAGAAAGCUCGAGAUUGCGACGAAAUAAUAGGUUGUCCUCGUAUUUUUUAAAUGUCAGAGGACAGACAAAAGCUCGCUCCCCCGGCGGGAACUUUCGAUUAAAAUUUUAUCGGUCGGGGGGCGGGAUUCCGUGAAAUGUAAUCCGGUCGUUAAACAGUGGAGGGGAGGGAAGAGUGAUCGAGCGAAGUGGGAUCGUUGCUCGCCUUAUUGGAUCGCUCUGUGUAACCCGUAACAUCCGGUGUUUUAUUCCGAAUGAAUCCGAAUGAAAUUCUUUUCCGUUCGGGAAACUGAGUCUGAGAGAGAGAGAAAAAGAGACAGAGAGAAAAAAGAAAAGGAAGGAACCGUAUCCUGAAACAAUCUCUCGUCACAGAGAUUGAAGGAAAUAAGGGGGAAAAUAAGGAGAGGAGGGGGAUCGUCGAAGGUUUGGAGUGAGAAGAAUGGAAGGAAUAUCGCGUUCGAAAGAUUCACUGGAAGGUUGAAUUCUUUUCUCUUCUUGGAAAGAUCAAAGGCAUCCGGUUAUUACGUGGACAUUUGACUGAACACGCGUGGUUCCUCCUCGACUUCUGUCUGUUGGAGACGGGACGAAGGAUGCUGAUAUUCAGGGAAGAAUAUCGAGGAAAAGGGAUACUUUUUUCCAUCAUUUUCGAAGCCUUCGAAAAAUUGUUAAAUUUUUCUAAUCCCUCGUUGUCAUCCAAAUUUUCCUCGACACGCGUGUCAAGUACGUAUCGUUAUACGAAACGACAAAGCUUGGAUCACGAAAGCAAUUAGCAAAGGAGAGAGAUUCCUAAAUUCCUCUUUUCGUAAUUUUUGUCAACACGUAAAAUUGAGCCAAUUAAAAAUUCGACGAUCAAAUUUCUUUUCUCUCCUUCGAAUUUUCCUCACAAACUUUAAAGCUUCCUCCAGUUAUACGAUAUGACGACAACGAUUAAAAAAAAUAAUAAUAAAAAGUGCAUCGUUUCGAGUGAUUAGAGAAAGAUAUUUCGAACGAGCGUGAUCGCUCGCGAGUGUUUGGAAGAGAACAUAUAAGGGAGAGGAAAGCCAGCCGUUGUCCACCAUUCGUGGUACGAAUGCUGGCUGUCCAAUGCCGCGUGCUCGUGUCGCGGCGAUCGACGAAAGGAUCCAAGACUCGUCGAGAAUGCCAAUCUCGUCGACGUGGCUGGCGUGGAAAAGCAAGAGGUGUAAUCCCUUUAAAAGAGUCUCGAGGUGAGCCACGACGUUGAGCCUGAUGUCGAACUGGAGAAAGACGUCGAAAAGGAGAAAAGAUCGUGCCCCCUCUUGACUUUCUGAAGGAGGAAUCCGAUUUUUUUUUCAUAAAACCACCACAGAAAAUUGUUAUUGUUGUUGACGAUACUUUUAUCGACGCUUUUAUCAUCAAUUUGAUUCGAAGCUGAAAGAUCUUCGAAUUCGAAUUCUGCAACGGAACACUUUUGAACGUGCGAAUAAUAAUUGUUCUGUGAUAAUUUUCUGUGAAACUUAAGUAUGAAAGAAUAUUUUGAACUCUCAACGCUUCUCUUGUUUUGGAUAAUUACAAAUUUUUGAAUUAUUCGUUUGUAAAUUUUGCAUUACAAGAUGUCGUAGAUGUUGAAAAAUUCUUCGAACUCUGGAGCUUUUUUAUUCAGCUUUGUGUUACAAGAUUGUGGAAUUCUUCGAUGCAGGAAUUUCUUAUAUCGAAUUUAUAAAUAAUUAUUGAAGUUGAAGAUUGUGGAUGUUGAAGAGAAUUCGCCAAAUUCUGGAUUGGUCAAAAUUUUGGAAUGCAUCAUCGAAGCAGAAGAACAGACUUGCGUGCAAAAGAAAUCUGAUUUCGAGAAGAGAAAGGAGGGAAAAGAAAUAGCGCAGAAUCGUUUCAUACACACUGGAAAGAAAGAGAUCGUUCAUAAUUUAUUACAGUUUCUGUUCUGAGAUUGCAAUCUGAAUUACAAGCAGAAAUCAUAUUUUGUGAAGAUUGAUCUUCCAGUUUUUUUAAUCGUGGAUAGAUUUGCAAGAAAAUUGGAGAUUAACACGAUCGGAUGUGUAAGUUGUGAAAGGAAAGUUGGAGAUUUAAUUUUCUUUUUCAUUUUUUUUUCAAGAAUUUGAAUUUUUGGAAUCGUUAAAAACACUUUUUCAUGAAUCCCUUUAUGGAAAAGGUUAGAAUUAAUGAACUCGUGAAUGUGAUAACUAGUAAAUUUGAAUUUACGAAAGUAUGGUCAACGAGAAUUUCACGGAAGAUCGUCGAAAAAUACAAUCCUCAAUGCUCGUGGACAGUGAGAGUGUCCCAAAGACUCGUUUGUGAUACGAUAUUAAAUUUGAACUUGGCUGUUAAAAAAAAGAAGAAAUUAGAAGUACAUCAGAGACAGAAUGCCACCAGUGUUUAAAUAGCGCGUCCGAAUUCAAGAACAAUAAAUAUAUUUUAGAAAGUUGUGAAUUGUGGACAAGUUCGAAAGAAAGUGAAAUAGUAUCGUCAAACAAUUUUUCAAUUUCGCCAAGAAUUCCUAAAAACCCAUCACUAUAGAGAAAGAACAUUUUCAAUAUCCAAAUAUCGUUUACAUUUCAUAAACCAAGUGUCUUAUCCGAGAAACAUGAUCCUUCCUCGAAUUAAUAAACCAUAAAAAAAACCUGAAAUCCUAACCUAUCCCUUAAAUAACUUCAUUAAAAAUUUCAUUAAAAAGAAAGGAAACAAUAUCUAAUAUAAACGAUAUCUUCAAUAUAUCUAAUUAAAAUUUUCUUUUCAUCUUCGAAAAGAGGUAUUAACGACUUUUUAAAAUCCUUGUCUUAAAAUAUAAAAAUCGUGUGAUCGAAAAGGAAAGGAAAGAGGGAGAGAAAGAGAAGAAACAGUGAUCCUGAGACCAUGAACAGAAGAGAAAAUCUUCCGACGGUGGUGGGUCAGGUGAAUGGAAGUUGGAGUCGCAAGAGAGCCUCGGGAUGCUGCACGCUGUUAUGCUAGGUAGCGGUCCGGGUCGAGGGAGACACGAAUGGUAUCCGGGAUUUUAUCUGCAACGUCGACGACUUGGAUGCAGGAUGAACCGUGGGGAGCAGGAAACAUUAUUCAGGCAGAGCAGGCAGCUCACGAGGAUCGUGCCGUCUCACGAGGACCUGGUGCUGAGCGUGCUUAAGUCGCCGAUCAGUCAGCACCAGCAACAGCAACGCCAGCAGUAUCAUUCCACGCACCAUUCUCACGAGCACCAUGUCAACUGCCAAGGUCAUCAAAAUCAUAAGAAGUGCACGCAUUCAGGUGAGAGCAACGAGAGUCUUCCACGAAGCAAGGACCAAUGCUCGAGGCUGACGGAGAAGCGUUCGAGCGCCGCCGCUGCAUACGCGGCCCUCCAGGCGAGCGAGGAUGAGCUGAUCGCGGAGCACUGCCUCGAGUCCGAGGACGCGGCGCUGAAAACGCCUGGAAGCGAGACGGAGGACACGGAGGACAACGGGGCGCAGAUGGAGGAGGCUGCCUCCUCGCCUGGCCGCCGUUUCACCUUCCUCAGGCGGUUCCGAUCGCCCAGAUUCGGCGAGGCGCACCACAAAAGGGUGCCCACGCCGAUGAAAAGGAAGUACAGGCGGAAGAAGAGCAAGGACGACAUCAUAAACAACGAUAUGAACGCGGCGGAGGUGGAGCCGCCGAGUUUGAACCAAGCAGGUGUCCCAGACCCUUAUUAUCCGAUCUAUCUGCCGAUCGACCAGGCCUUCAAGGCCAAGUACGUGUUCCACCACAAGAAGGGGAAGACGUUUCAGGAGAGGUUGUACGUGUUCCUGGAACACCCCGGCGGAUGGAUCUGCUUCAUCUAUCAUUUCACCGUGUUCAUGGUGGUAUUGGUGUGCCUCAUAUUUAGCGUUUUGUCGACCAUAGAGCAAUACAGUAAUUUCGCAAACGAGACCCUCUUUUGGAUGGAAAUAUGCCUGGUGGUAUUCUUCGGUGUGGAAUACUUGGUGAGAUUAUGGAGCGCGGGUUGCAGAUCGAAGUAUAUGGGCUGUUGCGGCAGGCUCCGCUUCAUACGGAAACCGAUUUGUAUCAUAGAUUUAAUCGUGGUGGUCGCCUCGAUGGUGGUGCUGUCUGUAGGAAGCAACGGUCAAGUGUUUGCCACUUCUGCAAUAAGAGGCAUAAGAUUUUUGCAAAUAUUACGAAUGCUUCAUGUCGAUCGACAAGGUGGCACGUGGCGACUUCUCGGCUCUGUUGUUUUCAUCCAUCGUCAGGAGCUGAUUACGACAUUGUACAUCGGGUUCCUAGGUCUCAUUUUCAGCAGCUACUUUGUGUAUCUUGCCGAAAAAGAUGUAAUAGGUCCCGAUGGAAAAACAGAUUUUUCCAGCUAUGCCGAUGCACUUUGGUGGGGCGUGAUUACCGUAACCACAAUCGGAUACGGUGAUACCGUCCCACAAACGUGGAUGGGAAAAAUAGUCGCCUCGUGUUUCAGCGUAUUCGCUAUAUCCUUUUUCGCACUUCCAGCCGGAAUAUUGGGCUCCGGUUUCGCGUUGAAGGUGCAGCAAAAGCAACGGCAGAAACACUUCAAUAGACAGAUACCUGCCGCGGCAAUGUUGAUACAGUGCCUGUGGAGGUGUUACGCCGCUGACAAAGCCAUCAACAGCGUUGCCACGUGGAACAUUUACAUCAAGGAUCCGGCACCGACCGGGCAACCCUCCACGCCAUUGGGAAAGUUGAUUUGUGUAAAGAAGAUGUCUCUGAUGAUCCAGGUGGCAAAGAAGGCGAGCGUGCUGAAGAGGCGUAAAUCGAGGAAUCGGAUGGACGUGCAACAGCAGCAGCAACAGUCGUUGCCGCCGGUCACGAUAUCCGGUGGCAUGUCGAGCGGUGGCGCCACCGGUGAUCAGAACGACAAUCAAAGGAUGGAGAACGAGGGAGACGUUAUCUUCUACAUGGAGGAACCGAAAGCUGGCACGCCUAAUCGCGCUAGACGCGACAAUCGCGUAUUUCCGGUUGGCAGGGGAAGCCUCUUCACCUCGCAGACGAGCUCCGUCACGGAGGCUACCAGCGACGAAAUCGACAUUGAUAUCGAGGAACCUCAGAGGGUUACCACGCUGACGGAGGCGCAUCGAAACGCAAUAAGGGCGAUCAGAAAGAUCAAGUAUUUCGUGGCCAGAAGGAAGUUUCAGCAGGCGCGGAAACCGUACGAUGUACGUGAUGUGAUCGAGCAGUACAGCCAAGGCCACUUGAACAUGAUGGUUCGAAUCAAGGAGUUGCAGAGGAGAUUGGACCAGACCCUGGGCAAACCGGGCAGCUACCUAGCAGGAAUCGACCGAGCAGGGAACGUGAAGCCAAUGACUAUAGGCGCACGCUUAUACAGGGUCGAGCAGCAGUUGUCCGUGAUGGACAAGAAAUUGGACCAGCUGGUCUACGUGCUGAACGCGGUGGCACAAAAGCAACAAAUACCCCUGAGGAGUAUAGAGGACGACGUGUAACAGAAAGCCCCCGGCGAACUUGUGCCAUCUAUUUCGCGAUCACCGGCAAUUCCAUGGACUUUGCCUCGUGUUACCAUAACCAACGUCGCGGCGAAUAUGUUAAGCAAAAGCGGUUGAAUCCGCGAUCGGCCUUGUACGAUCGGCCGCAAAUGCAGGGAUCUUUCUUACCUACGCGUACAUAGAUAAAAAUAACAUUCGAAAGAAACUGGAGAUAUUGGACGAUUUUUGUUUUGAUACUCGACGAUUGUUUUAUAUUAGUUAUUUAUGGAUUUCUUAUUGCUAUUUUGAUUGUCGAUUAAAAGAUAUUACAUGAAGUGAAGAUUAAGAAGUGGAUGGUGAGGUUUGAGAGAAUUUUGGGAAGAUUGAUUAAAGAAUUUUGAGAAGAAGAAAAUUUGGAAUAGUUUUGGAAAUGACGAAUGUUGAGAAAUAUACGAAGAAAUGAUGAAUCGAUAAAAGUUUAGAAGAUUUAAAAGAAAUUUGAAAGAAGUAACGAAUUGAGAAAAAUUUGGAAAAGUUUUAAGAGAAGUGAUAAAUUCCAGAGAAUUUUAGAAAAUAUUGGAAAAAAAUUAUAAAUUGCAAAGAAGAAGUUUUGAAAAUGAAUUGAAUGAAGAAUUUAGAAAAAUAUCAACGAAAAAUUCAAUAAAUAAUUUUCAAAUAUAUUGAAAGAAACAACGAAUCACGCAAACGAAAGAAAAUGAUGGAUAAAUCGAAGAUAAAAGUUUAAGAUAAAUUUAACAAAAGUGAAAAUUAUGAAAUAAGUGGAAAAGAAGAGAUGCAGUUAUUGGAUAAGGAUCGAUAAUUAAGAAUUUAUAACGAAUAAAAAAGAAGAAUUAUUUAAAAUUAAAAUUUAGUUGACAUCAAGAACUUAACGAAAGUUAAAAAUUUGAAAACUUAAUUUCUUAAAGAAAUUCUAUAAUUUUAUAAUUUACAUCUAUUCUUAAAUAAUAUGGAAUCUCGUCGAAAAAUCUCGUUGAACUUUAUACGAAAAUAUCCAAAGGAUUACAAGAAACAAAAUCAUCUUUAUUUUUUGCAUAAACCUGGAACCAAUUAAAUAUUCAACUUUUAAAUUAUUCAAAUAUUUAAUUCAAUUAUCAUAAACAAAAAAACAAAUAAGAAAGAUAGUACCUGAACAUUCAAAGCAAAAGAUCUAUAGAUAAUCAGAAAAUCGUCCAACAUACAGAAACUCCUUUACAAUCGCAAAGAGACCAAACUAAAAAAGGAACAAAAAAAAGAAAAAAAAUCAAAAAUAUAAAAAAAAAAGUUUUCUUUGACAUUGUUCGUACCUCGUCGUAAAGAAAAGAAAAGGAAAAAAAAGAAUUAGAAAGUAAAAAAAAGAUUCGUAAAAUCCUCCAGCCCAGAGGGCGCCUAUCUCCGGGAAGAAAUCGACUUAGAUCCUAUAAAGGAAUUUGGCGGGAGCAAAGCUCACUUUAAACGUCGUCGCUUAUAUAUACUUCCUCUACUGAUUUUAAUCAGUGGUCCUCGGAGAAUAGCCUUCAUAAAACCGAUCACGCUAAACGCACAGGAACGAUUGUUCUCUUCGAACAAAAUUGGGAAGCGAAACGUUGGAAGAAUAUAAAGUUGAAUAAUAAAUUGAAAAUAAUAAUAAUAAUAAUAAUAAUAAUAAUAAACGAAAAACAAAGAAAAAUAUAUUCACCGUGUCGAUCGUGAGUUCUCGAUAUAUAACCAGGAGAGAUCGAUGUUUUUGGACUAUUCAAAAGUAAACGCAUCGAAAGAUCGAUCGAUAAAAAGGUGUUUAUAUGGUAGAAUGAUAAUAAAACGGUCGGUAAUAAAAAAUUUGUUCCGAACGAGCAGCUUAGGUACGCGAGAGAAAUGAAUGUAAACGUAUUGGGAACAUCAUUUGGGCCAACUAGGAAUAAUAGAGAGGAACAAUAAGCAAACAUAAAGAAAAACUUCCUAGGCGAGAUAUAUCUCUAUAGGCUAUACAUAAUAUAUUAUAUAUAUAUAUAUAUAUAUACACAUAUGUAUACAUAUAUAUAUAUAUACACAUACAUACAGAUAAAACUUCUAGUCUCUGCUGGUAAUAACGAUCAAUUAUUAAGCCUUAAAAUUAAUCACGAACUUUGAAUAUCUUGUUGCUAAUCUAGUUAGAAAGGAAUCGAAAUACAUAUAUGUAUAAUUGCAUGUACCAAUGGGUACAUGUAUUGUACAGAUACGCGGUAUCGAAUUCUUAUAUAUACAUUGCUAGAAAAUAUUUUUUUUUUUCCUCCCUCCUUCUCUCUCUCUCUCUCUCUCUCUCUCUUUCCUUCUUUCGAUUUUUAGCACAAACGCGCGAUCUUACAUUGAAUAUGCGAGAACGUUAUACAUAUAUAUACGUGCAUAUGAAUGCUUUGAAAAAUAAUAAAAAUGUUGAAAUAAUAUCGUCUCCUCAUACGAUUAUAGCGAACAGAUUUUUUAUUAUAAAAAAAAAAAAAAAAAGAUCGCAUCACCCUAUUCGAUAUGGGUUCGUUCCUUUUGCGAGCUGCAAAUUCUUUUGGGCUUGCAUUUAGCGAUCUUUCAAAUAGUGAAUGAAGCAAUAUUACUUGUGGGUGUACAGGAUAUUCGAGUUUUUAAAUUUUUUUUUAUUAUAUUAAAUUUAUUAUAGAAAGAAUUAUUAAUUAAUGAUUAAAUUAAUUAUAUAAGUAACAGUAUUUGAUUCCGUUCGUAAUAUCGUAUGUCUUUCGGAAGUAUGUUUUGUUUCGUAUUAUAAAGGGGAAUGGGACACGCGAUGUAAAUAGAAUCGUUCGUCGCUUGUAUCGACUGUGAUUCAACGGCGACAUUAUGCUCGAGACCAGAAAGAGUUACGCACUGUCGUACGAGAGUUCAGUAAAAUCAAAUAAUUUUAAUCUAUUUAAAAGUUAAAAUAAUAAAAAAAAAACUAUUAAUAAAAUAUUGAAAAUUCAAAACAACGGUACGUGAAAAGAAAAAUUUUAAUAAUAAUUGGAAAUUAUUUAUUUUCAGAAUGUCGGGAAAAUAUUCGGAGAAUUUUCAUUCGUAUUUUCAUUUCCACAUAUUUUUUUAUUGGUUUAAAUACCUGUCAUUGUAUCACGAACAUCCUGUAUAAACCCAUACCGCUCGUGGACGUAUAUAAAACAUAAAGAAUCUUACAUUCUAGUAUGCCACGAAAUAUGUGAAAGAAACAAUGGCGGUGUAUAUAUACAUAUUUCAAGAGUAAAAUAAUAAUGAUAAAAAUAAAAAAGAAAAAGAGAAACAGAAAAUUGGAUUAUAUUCUGCAUAUAUAUAUAUAUAUAUACAUAUUAAUAUAAAUACAUUUAUAUUUUCUACGUAGGUUAUCGAAUACGUAUCGGCACGUAAAAAACCGUAAUAUUAAUCGACACCGUUAAGAUAUUAUAUGCGUAAAACUCACGUCUAAUUUCUAAGCGAUUUAUGUGUAUGGAUGAGUGUGCGUGAUGUAGUGCAGAAAACAUUUUCCUAUUUCUUAUUUCUCAUCUUUCGUUGACUAUUCGAGUGUAAAAGAUUAUGAUUAAAUAUGAAGAAAAAUAACCAAAUAUAUUUCUCUAUAAGACUUAAUAAUCUGCACAUUUCAAAUUAUUUGAAAUAUUAGUUUUAAUUAGUAAUAAUUAAUAUUUCAAAUCUCUGAAGAUUUGUAAAAUUCACAUACGUGCAAAUGAAUGACUAAUUUUAUUUAUUUAUAUAUAUCUAUCCUUUCCAAAUCUAGAAGCUAUUAAUCUAUAAACGGUCAGUAUUUUAAAAAUCCAUUUUAAUAUAUCGUGCAAACACUAAAUUUCAAAUUACAUUAAAUUGUAAAAAAUGAUUUAAAAGAAGUUUGUUUAAAAGAAAAGGAAUUUUAAUAAUCUCGGAAUAUCAAUUUUCUAAUUCUUUAAAAUAUUUAAUCGAUUGGAAUAACUUUUAUUGAAAGGAAUACAAAAAGAAAUUUUUCGCUCGAAUGGUUUCAACGGGCAUUCUUUAUCUUAUCUUGAAAUCCUAUAUUGUUCGUUUUUACGAGACACACGAAAUUUGAUCUCUCGAAAUUCACGAAAGUGUUUGCAAAGCGUCUCGUUUUAAUCUCGACUACUCACCACACACGUACAUACACUCUGUCUCUCUCUCUCUCUCUCUCUCUCUCUCUCUCUCUCUCUCUCUCUCUCUCGCUCUCUCUCUCUUUCUCUCUUUCAUCUCGAAGAUUUAAUCGAUCUCUGCGCGGGAAGGACCAGUCUCUUGUUAACUAGGAUUACGUUUAUCGUCGAGCGAAAUAUUGCACUGAAAAUAUCUAUCGUCUUAACUUAUAUUGUUAAAGUAUAAUACAAAUUUGUAUAUAAUAUAAUAUAAUAUACAUAUAUAUAUAUAUAAUACAUAUAGCAAAAUAGGAAACAAUUUCUCAAGCGAAGCUGCUUUUAGGAGUAUUUUGAAAUCGAGUGGGCGGAUGGAAGAUCGUGUAAAUGUAUUAAUUCCAUAUCUUUUGAAAUUCUUCGCGCUCUUUUAAUAUAAUACAUUGUAAAUCCUUAAUUCAAUCGUUUUAAUAGAUCGAAACUUUGAAAAUAUUUUAAAAAGAAAAAAAUUUUCGAUAAAUUAUCCUCAAAAACUGUUUGAAAUAAAAUAUCUUUUAAUUAUUUUUUUUUUAUUAUAUUUUGGAAAAAUUUAUUAUAGGAUAAGAGCGCAAAAGAUUCAAAAAAAGUAAGACAAAUUUCAUUCCUUGACGAUAUUCGAAGAGUUUCUUACGAUUAAUUAUAAUUAUUAGUUUAAUUGUAAGAAAUAGAUUUUUUUUAUAAUUAAUUGUUAACAAGACACAGAAAUUCUAGUCAAUCCAUCGAUGUACCAUUAAUAAUUUUUAUUUCCACGAUAUAUCGUAAUUCAACUUGCAAUUUGAUAGAAUUUUUCGUUUCGUGAAAAACGUCGAUAAGAGAACGGGAAAAAGAAGAAGAAGAAAAAUACUCUGUAAAACGUGCUCGAGCAUGAUCGUACGUUAUAAAAAUUCUAUGGUGCCUCUCACUUAACUAAUUCCACUAUAACGCAAUUGAUAACAGAAAAUAGAACAUUAGCCUUAAGAUAGAGUUGUAAAUAAAGUAGAGAAUAUCGUAGGAUUAUUAAUAAAUUAACAAUACAAUAGUAGGCAAUACAUAGGUAACGCUCCAAAGUUGAAGCAAUUUUUCUAUUUCGUAAAACAAAACCCGCUCGACUUUAUUUUCUUUCAUUCGUAUAAAUAAGUAAAACGUUUCUCAUUCGAUAUAAAUAAAUGAAUAAACAACAACGGAAAAUUUAUAGAUGGAUGAAAAGAUAUAAAUAAAAAUUCGAUACCAUAAUUUAAAAAAUAUAGGAUGAAAAAUAUAAUUCUUUUUAUUGAAGAGAAAUUUAUGAUUUUAUACGACAGUGAAAAACAUUGUGAAAAAAGGAUUAUAAAUUGCAUUCCUAUAAAUGUUGGAAAAAUAUAAUAAGAAUUGAUAAAGUGUGCAUACAAUUUUUCUUCCAUUUUGAUAUUUUUUUUUCAUUAACGAUAUGUGUAAAAUUUUUAUGUAAACGAAAUUAAAACAAAAAUUAUCGUAAGCAUUCUAAUAAUCAAGGAUUGAAUUUUAAGUUUCGAAAAUUGAAGGAGAAACGUUUUUUUAAGAAACUGUCUACUUAUCGAGUCAGUUCAAGUUAGAUGAAACGAAGGAAACGUUAAAAGAGUUAUCGAAUAUUGAAAAUGGAGCAUCACUCGAUGAUUAUAUUGCCGACCAUGAGUAGAGACAAUCAAACAAUGUUGAAUACGCGCAUAAACAAUAAAUGUAAAGAUUUCGUUUUAACAAUAGAAUAUAUAUCCUUAAGGUUAUCGAUUCGAAUCUUCGAACACUUUUUAAUUAUGCAAAAAUACUCUGGGAACAUUUAUCGUAAAUUAAUUAAGUAAUAAUCUCGGGACAACAGUGUGAAAGAAUCGUGUCGAGUAACUUUGAAAAUCUUAAACUCGAUAAUUUGGUUGUUUUUUGAAAUUCGAAUUUCUCUGGAUAUUCUUUGAAUCAUCGUUACCACUUCUGGAAAUUUUUCUAAAAUUAUUACUUCUUACUUGUAAUAAUAGAAAAUUUAUCUAUCUAUAAAAUAGAUAUGGAAAAAAGAAUUAAAUAAAUUUUAUCAAUAUAACGAACCGUGUUAUUCUAAUUGGAUUUUGAAAAUUGCAAUUUAAAAGUAUCUUUUGAAAAAAUCUUAAGAAUUUUCUUUCGUUCGUAAAUAUCGUACAAUUUUUUCCAGUCCAGAAUGUGUAAUAGUCUGG
Molecule: messenger RNA, 12363 nt
Organism: Apis cerana (Asiatic honeybee)
Lineage: Eukaryota; Metazoa; Arthropoda; Insecta; Hymenoptera; Apidae
Product: KCNQ potassium channel
Biological process (GO): potassium ion transmembrane transport
Cellular component (GO): voltage-gated potassium channel complex; membrane
Molecular function (GO): voltage-gated potassium channel activity
Source: RefSeq, a predicted model, not a curated record